This is a messenger RNA of Leopardus geoffroyi (Geoffroy's cat), 7084 nucleotides long. RefSeq names its product zinc finger protein 324A-like. The transcript has 4 exons. The coding region runs from base 759 to 2477 and encodes 572 amino acids. The record is from RefSeq and is a predicted model, not a curated record. Gene Ontology annotation, biological process: regulation of transcription by RNA polymerase II. Gene Ontology annotation, molecular function: DNA-binding transcription factor activity, RNA polymerase II-specific; RNA polymerase II cis-regulatory region sequence-specific DNA binding. NCBI's taxonomy places the organism in Eukaryota, Metazoa, Chordata, Mammalia, Carnivora, Felidae.
UUUUUUCCCCUUCACGCUUUGUCUUUAGAGCCCGGUGCCGGGGUCGCCUCCUGGGACCUCAGCGAUUUCCGCUUCUGCGCGUCCCGCGUUAAGUCUAGCCCGCCGCGUGGGCGAGUGUCUAGAGCCCAGGACCCCGAGCGCAGGACGCCGAGCCGGGCGACCGCACACUUCACUCCCCGGGAUCCACGGAAGCUGGGGAGCGCCUGCGGGACUCCAUUUCCCAGCGCGCCGCGCGGGGAUGCCUAGACGUUGCCGCGGAUAUCAAGCAGGGCUCCGCCCACGCGGGACGGGAACUGCGCUUCCCAGAAGCCGCCGCGCGUGCGUCCGCAGCGUGCACUGGGCCUAUGAGGACUUUCGGGGGCUGGACUUCCGGCGUCCCGGACUGUCACUUUGCUACCGGGCGUUGGGCCACACCGGUAUUGGUGAACUGGAGCGCCGCGAGCCCCCAGGCCGGUUUCUUAGAAGGUUUGGAGGCCCGAGGCGAGGGCUGGGAGGAAGACCCGAGCGGUGGACCGUCUCGCGCACGCCCUGAUUGCGGGCGACGGUCGCGCCCCGAGCCUAGGCUUCUCCGUGAGGAGCCUGGGCCGCUCCGCGGGGCUGUGGGGCGGCGCCCCGAGUCACGUGCUGUCCGACCCCGGGACGGCGGGGGAGGCGGCGCCCUGAGCGACCCUGCCUUACACGGCCCGGGAGGCUGAGACCAGGAGCCGGCGAGUCCGUGUUGUCCGUCUCUUUCUGCGAGUCCCCGAGUACAGGUUCUGAUGGCGACCGCGGCGCUGACAGACCGGGCCCAGGGCCUGAUGGCCUUUGAGGAUGUGGCCGUGUACUUCUCCCAGGAGGAGUGGGAGCUCCUGAACGCAGCCCACGUGAUGUUAGAGAACUUCCACGUGAUGUUAGAGAACUUCGCGCUUGUGUCCUCGCUGGGACUCUCUGCCUCACGACCCCGGGUGGUCCUGCAGCUUGAGCGUGGCGAGGAGCCCUGGGUUCUCAGCGGGACAGUUGUGACACCAGCCAGGAAUGCUCAGAGAAAGCCCAGCCCUGGUCCCUGUCAUCUGGCAUAUGACAAGGUUGUUCCUGAAGCAGCUUUGCCAGUGACCUUCCAGAAUGGCUCCCUUCCAGCACCUACCUUCACAGGCACCUGCGAACGUGGGAAAAGCUCAGUGGGUUGGCAGGGCACCUCCCUCUCUCAGGAGAAAAAGUCCACAGGCGUGUCGGUAAUCUAUUGGGAAAGGCUCCUGCUGGGUCCUGGCAGCGGGGAAGCCAAUGUCAGUCUGCGGUUAACCUCUCCCCUGAGGACUCCUGAGGACAGCCCGCCUAGGGAGAAAGCCCUCAUGAACCGCCCCAUGCCAGACGAGCAGCCGAGGCCAUGUGGGGGCCAGAAGCCAUUUGGGCAGGAUGGCCCUGGAAGAGGCUGCCCCAAAAUUCCAGAAUUUGAGGCCGGUCUCACCUCUGGGGAAAGAGAAAAGGGUGGAACUAGCCUCAAGCCUCAUGGACUCCCUGCUAGCCAAGAGCCCCCCACCUGGGAUCAGCUGGGCAAGGCCCUCCACACAGGCCCCAGCUUCCUCUCCGGGGAGAAGCCCUUCGAAUGCAGGGCGUGCACCAAAGUGUUUCUGAAGAGCUCCGACCUGCUCAAGCACCUGCGCACCCACACCGGAGAGCGGCCAUACGAAUGCUCUCAGUGUGGCAAGGCCUUCAGCCAGACAUCACACCUGACGCAGCACCAGCGCAUCCACAGCGGUGAGACGCCCUACGCGUGCCCGGCCUGUGGCAAGGCCUUCAGGCACAGCUCCUCGCUGGUGCGGCACCAGCGCAUACACACCGCUGAGAAGUCCUUCCGCUGCGGCGAGUGCGGCAAGGCCUUCAGCCACGGCUCCAACCUCAGCCAGCACCGCAAGAUCCACGCGGGCGGGCGGCCCUACGCAUGUGCUCAGUGCGGCCGCCGUUUCUGCCGCAACUCGCACCUGAUCCAGCACGAGCGCACGCACACGGGUGAGAAGCCUUACACCUGUGCCCUCUGUGGUGCCGCCUUCAGCCAGGGUUCCUCCCUCUUCAAGCACCAGCGCGUGCACACGGGCGAGAAGCCCUUCGCCUGCGCACAGUGUGGCCGCGCCUUCAGCCACAGCUCUAACCUCACGCAGCACCAGCUGCUGCACACUGGGGAGCGGCCCUUCCGCUGCGGGGACUGUGGCAAGGCUUUCGCCAAGGGCGCGGUGUUGCUCAGCCACCGACGCAUCCACACGGGCGAGAAGCCCUUCGUGUGCGCACACUGCGGCCGUGCCUUCCGCGAGCGCCCGGCCCUCUUCCACCACCAGAGGAUCCACACGGGAGAGAAGCCCGUGCGGCGGCCUCGGCGUGGGGCGGGCCUGUGCCCCCAGGCCAGGCCUUCUUCAGGGGCACCGUCCGAGGGCACGCCGGGCAGAGUGGCUGGGCCCACUCCCACCUCAGGCCCGCCGGCAGUUUCGAAGCCUGCUGACGCCUGAGCUCACAGCUCCAGCCUCCCCCGCGCUGUGGGAAAAUGCCCUUGUCCCCUGCACAUUCUGGAGAAGCCCUGUGCGUGCCCGGUGGUGCCGUCUGCACACGGUGACGAUAUUUGCCAUUUCGGCAGCAGCUCACUCCCACUCUAAGAGAUCUGACUACAGAAGGAUCAGGGGGAUGGACGUGGAGGCUGGGACUUUGGUGGGCAGAGACUGGGCAAUCAGAGUGCCGCUUCAUUCAGGCCUGUUAUGACUGUGAGCACUCGGGUGAGGAGGGGAAGGCUGGAAUGUUGGGGAGGCAGUCCCAGAAAUUUCUGACGCCCGCGCACAUACGGCCAACAGGCUGACCCUCAGGAUAUUCUCUCAAGACCUCGGUUCAUCAGAGGCUUCUGGGAGCAGGCCCAGUGGACAGUAAGUCAGGUUGGGGUCUGGUGUUGGCCUUGGGCUCUGAGCCUCAGUUUCCACCUCUGGGGAAAAGACAGGAAGAGAGAGGGAGAGAGAUUCAGGCUACAGAGGGUAUUUGCAGCCCCGUGACAAGCGGGAUCUCGAUAAGGGCCAACAUGGGCCAACUGCCAGCCCUGUGAGAUGGCUACCAUGGCUGGUAUCCCCACUUCUCAGUUGAGGAAACUGAGGCAGAGAGUGGGAGUGUGCUGCUGCAGAGCAGAGCCCGGGACUGAAAUCCAGGCCACAGGCCCAGCUCCUCUCUCUGCCCCCACGCUCGGCACUCGUGCUCUAGUCUGCCAGUGUGAAGGCUGGGCGAUGCCAGGCCUGGCUUCCUGCACAUGGCAGUCCCACAGGACGUGGAGGAAGUAGAGGUGGAGGUCCCUGGGGUGGGAGGAGGGAGACGAACAUCACUGUGUUCCUUCAGGUUUCACCCAGGCCUCAGCCCUGGCCACGCCCUGUUGUUACCAAAGUCACCAUUACAGGGGUGUUUAUAUCCCCGCUGCCCUGGUGACAGGUGACCACGAUAGCAGGCUGGAGGAGACCAGAUGGGACUGCUUGUUUCUGCAGGGUCAGUGGGCAAGUGCCCACCUGUUCUCUUCCCUCAGUUGGAAAGAGGAUUUGCUGUCACCUAAGGCCACGUGUGUGUGAUGCCCUCCCAUCGUGGGACACCUCCACGUGGCUGGGACACGUGGUGGACUGGGGCCCACGUUUCUCCCUGUGGCCCUCAGCAGAGCAGGCCCUGUCUUGACCUCAGGCCUCACCCCUAGGGAUGUCAGUGGUCUCUUUUCUUGGGAACAAAAAAGAAAAGACCAAAAAUUAUAAGUUGGAGUGGAUGUACAUUGUGUAAAUCCCUGCACAGCACUGUGGAAAUCCACAACCUCAGUCUCUCCUCCCAGCCUCUAGUCAUGGUUCAGAAGGGUUUAACAAUAACAUCUUUUUUUUUUUUUUUUUUUUUUAAGUUUAUUUAUUUAGGUGAUCUCUACACCCAACAUGGGGCUUUAAGUCACCACCCCAAGAUCACGAGCCAGCCAGGUGCACCUAACAACACAAUUUAAGUAUGAUCAUCACAGAACUUUGAAGCCUUGGCUUCAAUUCAUGUCCUUUUGAGAGUCCAAAGGGUAGAGAUGAAAUUUGCCUAUUUCCCAGUGAGGUGCUAGGACGUGUCUUCUUGGCAACCAGAGGUGUGUGGGGGCGGGGGGAGUGUUCUAGGAGACUUGGGCAAGGUGGACAUCGUGAGGCUACCCCAAGUCUCAGCUCUACCAGGGGAGGAGUCUAUGGAUCCAGGCCUGGGAAUCUGAGGCAAGGUGGUUCUGUAGUCCCAUCACCUGCAAGGUCUGGCAGCCAUCUGCCACACAGAGUGACCACAGACAUGACAUUUCCCUCACUCCCCACCUGCCAACAGUUUCAGACCCAUCUUCCACUUCUGGAGCCUCACAAGUCCUACAAGGAGGGGAGGUAGGGUGGCAGGGAGAGCUGUCUUGCAGCAUCUGGCUCUCCGAGAUCCUUGGAGUGCAAGGCCACUGAAGUAAGCCUCCUGGUACCCUGUAGGCUUCUGAGGAGCCGCCCACCUCUGCUGUACUCAUCCUCUCUUCUCUAGUGCACCCUCUGGUCUUACCCCUCCACACCUUCCCCCAGAUUCGCCACCACGAGGGAGCCUUGAUUAGGUCACAGACUCAGUCUGCACAGCUGUGAAAUGCAGACACAUCCCCCACUCUAACUGAUAGAGAGCUUGCUGGGGAAAGGAGCAAAGGCAUGUGUCAAACACCUAGUGGGUAUUCAGCAAGUCAUAUACAAUCUUUUCUGCAUCUUUUUUUUUUUUUUUUAAUUAAAAAAAAAAAAAGGUUUACUUUUGAAGACAGGGAGACAGGAUUGGAAGCUGGCUCUGUGCUGACAGCAGUGAACCCGAUGCAGGGCUUGAAGUCACAAACCAUGGGUUCAUGACCUGAGCCGAAGUCAAACGCUCAACCACCUGAGCAAUGUAGGUAGCCCCAAGCUUUUCUGCAUCUUGAACUGAAGUUCCUGGAGCUGUUUCCAACCUAAUCCCUCCUGAUCCCUUGAGCUCAGCCUGUUCCCUGCCCAUCUCCCCACUAGUCUCCUUCCCACCUGUGUGGUUGGCUCCUGCUAUCACUCAUUUACUCCCCCUCCUCAAAUCCACGCCUCCCAAUGCCCAGGUCUGGUCAGUGGCUCCCAUCUGGAUCCUAUGGAAACAACUAUGAUCACCUGCCUUCCCCCAUGUCUUGGCCCGUACAUUGCCCUCUUCCAAACUAAUGUGUUCAUGUUGGGCCCUAUGCUGCCAGGCUGACUCCUCUGCUCUUAACCUAGAGCUGGCUGUGGCUUCCCUGGCUUUCUGGUGCAAGAUGGAUAAAACAAACACAUCUUACUUGGUUCAGAAACCCAAUGAAUCCACAGGGAGGAGAGUCUUCAGAACAUAAACGUACAAAUAGGAGGAUGGAGUAAGAGGUGUCAGGAAAUGGCAUUCUGAAGCUAGAAUCAGAUGGGCAUGGGUGAGCUUUCACUGAUUUAGUGAAAGCCACAUACAAAGUUGGCACUGGGGGAAGUGGAGGGUGGUCCCUUCGGGCUUAUGCUGCAGAACUCCAGAGGACUUGAAGACAGCAGCUCAAGCCCUGAGCCCACUUGGACUAUAUACAUCAUAGAGUUCUUCAUGACCCCUAGACUAUACCUAACAGCUCCCACAAUGACCCAGGUGUCACUUGCAGUAUCUGACCUCUCAUGGCCUUUGUCAUCUCAGUCUUGACACGCACAUGUGCCCCAGCCUACAACACCCAUAAUGGUCAGGUGUGAUUCCUGCCAUGGAGACGGCACAGACCACUUCACUGAGGCUUAAUAUGUGCUAUUCCCCUUUUCCAGGUCUACAGGUCUUAACAUCACUGGGCAGCACCUAAAGCCCCUGACAUGGGUGGAAUGUACUAACCAGAGGUUCAGUGCCCUCAGAUUCCUAUCUGCAUUUAUCCUAAUUCCAAAGAAGCCCUUCCAGUUCUUCAGACAGUGAGGACUACACUUCCCCUAGGCUUUGCCACUCAUGACAACAUCUUUCCCUUGGCCUACAGUUCAUGGUUCCCAUAAUGAUCAAGUAACAUUUAAAGCCCCCAACACAGCAUGCACUACUCUUUUCUGAAACUAGCAAAAGCGUGUACCUGCCUACAGUGCCCAGAGAGCUCUUCUGGCCCCUAAGACACUGGAUUUCAUUUACCAGAGGGCUCUGGACCUGUUCCACAUCCUUUUUGCAGGUGCAUUCUUCCAUGGAUGCUCUUUUUCCAGUUAUUUGCCCACAUUUCUUGGCUUAGCCUGAUGUCCUUGUCAUACUGCCAUGAUAGCACAUGUUACAUCCUACAGACCAUAUACUUAUCUGUUUUGCCUGGGGCUAGCCUCAUCUCUCAACCCUGGAAAGGCUUCAAGGCUGCUGAAUCCUAUCACACUUCUGGCCUUGCCCAGACAGGGCCAUUCCUUGAGGCUUGUCAAGAUCCUUGGUAGGGAAGCAGGGGGAACCCUGAAGUAAGGUCUCUGGAGGACAGUAGGCCCUGAAUUCCUCGCUUGUAUCUCCAUCCACUGUCGGGGAGGAAGAAUUUCCUCUGCACUUCAAGGUCUCUCUGGCUUGUCUAAGAAUCAAAUUGACAAGAGAUAUGUUAACAGGAGAAAAUCUAAUUUGGUAUAUAUACAGUGUGCACACAGCCAUAAAAUUCCAAAGACAGGCAAAAGGAAGCAUAUAUCAUACUAAACAGAGAAAGGUGUAGGGGUCCAUGACUGCAAUAGGAAGAAAUGCAAUUUAAAGGAAAGUGAAAGGGACGCCUGGGUGGCUUAGUCGGUUGAGCGUCUGACUCUUGAUUUUGGCUCAGGUCACAAUUCCAGGGUUCUUGAUCAAGUGCUGCAUUGGGCUCUGCACUGAGAGUGGAGCCUGCUUGAGAUUCUCCUGCCCCUCUCCCCUGCUCUCUCUCUCUCUCUCUCUCAAAAAAAUUUUUAAAAGGAAGAUGAAAAAGUAAAUAUUUGGGGGGUGGGCAUUCAGAAACAGGACACAAGAAUUCGAUUAAAAAGGCCUUCCUUGGUUCCUCCCUGUCAUAAUGUAGUUAUCUGUGUGAUAGCUCUCUUAGAGCAGAUCCUCUAUCAGAUCCUUUUAGACAGUUGUGGGAGAGAUAAAGAACUCCUGAAUCUGC